AUGCGGUUCUCACUGGACGUACUUGCUCUCGUGAGCAUCUUUGUCUCAUCAGUUCUUUCUAUGUCUCCUCUUGCUCGCUCACUGCUACAACGUGUUUCCAAGAGACAAAAACGAGCAACUAUAAGCACGUCAAAACCUCUCUGUAAACUGUUCGGAUGUGUCAAUGGUGAUUGCUCUUUUAAAAAUGACAUGUUUAAUUGUGUGUGCCAUGAGGGGUUUAAAGGAAAGUUGUGUACUGAGAUAGACAUUAAAAAAGAUACGGAGGUAGGAAAACCAAACAGAUGCAAACAGUUUAAAAACUUCCACUGCAACAAUGGAGGGUCCUGUAUCGUAGCUCCCAGCAUGCACGGCGGCUUAACAGUCAGAUGUGAGUGUCCCCCAAAGUGGACGGGAGAUUUCUGUGAUACCCCAUGUAGGAUGGACUGCAAAAAUGGCGGCCAGUGUCACAGUGACCGAAAAACGGGGGAGGAGAUGUGUCUCUGUAUAUGGGGAUAUAGUGGGAGGUACUGUCAGAUUGAGAAGCAGCAGGGUCCCACUAUAGGGAUUGUAUGA
Messenger RNA from Saccostrea cuccullata (small rock oyster), 552 nucleotides. Its product is annotated as multiple epidermal growth factor-like domains protein 11. The record is from RefSeq and is a predicted model, not a curated record. Lineage: Eukaryota; Metazoa; Mollusca; Bivalvia; Ostreida; Ostreidae. The transcript has a single exon. The coding region runs from base 1 to 552 and encodes 183 amino acids. Gene Ontology annotation, molecular function: Notch binding.